GUCACAAAUUACUCUCUCAAUCAAACGUCAAAGAAAAAUAUAAUUUAGGAGUCUUUCUUUAGGGAUAGCAAAUGCCUGAGAAAAUGCAUUGUUUUCAAUAUAUAGUAGCUCUUCUUUUCUGUGCAGUUUUACUUGAGGGAUCAUCGUCCAAUGGCCAACUUAGCCCAUCAUUUUACGAUGAAGCAUGUCCAAAUGCGACAAGCAUCGUCCGACAAGUACUUGAGAACGCUGCGCUGUCAGAUCCUCGGAUUGGUGCCAGUCUUAUCAGGCUUCACUUCCAUGAUUGCUUUGUUCAAGGAUGUGAUGGAUCAAUUUUGUUGGACGAUCCUGUGAACGGAGAGAAAGAAGCUCUUCCGAAUAAUAAUUCAGCAAGGGGUUUUGAAGUUGUUGAUGCCAUGAAGGCAGCAUUGGAGAGUGCUUGCCCCAACACAGUUUCCUGCGCUGAUAUUCUCGCCAUUGCAUCUGAAGAAUCUGUCUGCCUAGCAGGCGGUCCUUCAUGGGCAGUUCCGUUAGGAAGAAGGGAUGGCUUAACAGCAAAUCGAACACUUGCCAACGCAAACUUACCAGCUUUUUUUGAACCUCUUGAUAUAAUCAAAUCCAAGUUUAGAGCCGUGGGGCUUGACACUAGCACUGAUGUAGUAGCGUUGUCCGGUGGUCACACAUUUGGCCGGGCUCAGUGUUCCACUUUUACCGCUCGACUGUACAACUUUACAGGCGUGGGAGAUACCGAUCCGAACCUGAACACUACAUACUUGGAAAAACUACGCCAAAUAUGCCCUCAGGGUGGAAAUGGUAGUGUUUUGGCAGAUCUUGAUCCCACGACACCUGAUGGUUUCGACAAUAACUACUUCACUAAUCUCCAAGUUCAUAAAGGCCUGCUUCAAAGUGAUCAAGAGCUGUUUUCGACUGAGGGUGCUGAUACCAUUGAAAUUGUGAACAGGUUUAGUGCUAAUCAAACAGCCUUCUUUGAAAGCUUUGUGGAAUCUAUGAUCAGGAUGGGAAAUAUCAGCCUGUUAACCGGUACGGACGGAGAAAUCAGAUCGAAUUGCCGCGUGGUGAAUGCAGCCACGAUCAGAUCGGGUUCAGAUGUUGCUCUUGUGAGCUCCAUAUAAAUUGUAUAUGAAGUUCAAGGCCAAGAAACAAAUGGCGUGUGCGUGUGCGUGUGCGUGUGCGUGUGCGUGUGCAACUCUAAAUAAGUACAAGUGAUCCACAGAUAUUUAUUUACUUCAAUUAUGUGUAGCUGAAAGAAAUCAUAAACAUAAUCCUGUUGUCUGGUUUGAAUUUGCCGUGUUGAGUGGGAAGUAUGUCCUUUUUCUCUUCCUGAUUUUUACUUUUUCUUUCUUUCCUGAUAUUUGAGAAGGUGGACAAUUUUGAGAUUUUUCUUUGGUUUUUUCAUGUUCAUUGGUCCAUUGUUCUUUGGUUUAUUAGUGAACUUAUUUGUUUGGUUUAUUUUA
This is a messenger RNA of Theobroma cacao (cacao), 1454 nucleotides long. RefSeq names its product peroxidase 15-like. The record is from RefSeq and is a predicted model, not a curated record. Lineage: Eukaryota; Viridiplantae; Streptophyta; Magnoliopsida; Malvales; Malvaceae. Gene Ontology annotation, biological process: hydrogen peroxide catabolic process; response to oxidative stress. Gene Ontology annotation, molecular function: heme binding; peroxidase activity.